Sarcophilus harrisii (Tasmanian devil) is the source of this 5655-nucleotide messenger RNA. RefSeq names its product Fas apoptotic inhibitory molecule 2 (gene FAIM2). Lineage: Eukaryota; Metazoa; Chordata; Mammalia; Dasyuromorphia; Dasyuridae. Gene Ontology annotation, biological process: negative regulation of apoptotic signaling pathway. The record is from RefSeq and is a predicted model, not a curated record. The transcript is spliced from 12 exons. Bases 180 to 1130 code for a protein of 316 amino acids. Gene Ontology annotation, cellular component: membrane; endoplasmic reticulum; Golgi apparatus.
UCCAAGCCCUGCCCCCCACCCCCACCCCCUUUCUGAUACAGACAUGGUACGCUCCCCAGUCUCGACCCUGAGCUGCAGUGGAUAUUGCUAGAACCCACGCUGAAGACUGAGCUGGCGUCUGCAGUGACCGGGGCGAUUUUCCCUGGCCCCAGGGACACAGCUCCCCUCGAGACUGCACCAUGACCCAGGGAAAGGUUUCAGUGGUUAACAAGGCCCCUGGGACAGAGGGGCAGCAACAGGCAAAUGGAGAGAAGAAGGAGUCUCCAUCAGCUCCCUUGGCCCCUCCUACAUAUGAGGAAGCUACCUCAGGGGAGGGGCUAAAGGCUGGGGCCUUCCCUCCACCUGCCCCAACAAUGCCCUUUCAUCCUAGUUGGGCAUACGUGGAUCCAAAUAGCAGCCCUGGCUAUGGAAGUGGUGGGUACUCUGGAGAUCCUGAGAUCUUCACCACCUUCAGCUGGGAUGAUCCUAAUGUGAGAAGAAUAUUUGUCCGAAAGGUUUACUCCAUCCUAAUGAUCCAGUUGCUGAUGACUGUGGGAGUUGUGGCUCUGUUCACUUUCUGUGAACCAGUCAAGAUGUAUGUUCAGAGCAAUCCUGCCUGGUACUGGGCAUCCUAUGCUGUGUUCUUCAUGACUUAUCUUAUCCUGGCCUGCUGUUCUGGACCAAGGAGAUAUUUCCCCUGGAACCUGAUUCUCCUGAGUAUCUUUACCCUGUCUAUGGCUUACCUCACUGGGAUGUUGUCCAGUUACUACAAUACCAAGUCCGUGCUUCUGUGCCUGGGGAUUACUGCCCUGGUCUGUCUCUCCGUGACUCUCUUCAGCUUCCAGACCAAGUUUGACUUCACAUCCUGUCAAGGCAUUCUCUUUGUACUUCUCAUGGUUAUGUUCUUCAGUGGGAUCCUUCUGGCCAUCAUCCUUCCCUUCCAAUAUGUACCAUGGCUUCAUGGGAUCUAUGCUGUUCUGGGAGCAAUUGUGUUUACAAUGUUCCUGGCAUUUGACACACAGCUGCUGAUGGGAAACCGGCGCUAUUCCUUGAGCCCCGAGGAAUACAUUUUUGGAGCACUCAACAUUUACCUGGAUAUUGUCUACAUCUUCUCCUUCUUUCUGCAGCUUUUUGGCACCAACCGAGAUUGAAAAGGCUUCCCUUUUUUUAACUCCAAGAAAUGCUAUCUGUUUGUCCCCCUGUAACAUCUAUCCCCUGCUCUUUCCCAGCCUCUAAGACAUAGCACUAAGCAUUCUCCUAGCCUAGCCCUCUGCCAACUAUUCUCCUUCUGCAGCAUCCUUGGAGUUAUUUUCCGUAGGUUGUAUAUAUAUAUGAGGAAUUCUGGAAGCCUAAAGGACUGGAGUCACUAAAUUUCCUGCUCCCUGCAUAUCAGGACUGUUAUUUCCAUUUCCAACUGUGAAAUUGUAAAUCCCGUGUACUCCCUAUCUCCCACAUCAGCUUUGGGGUGUAAGAGUCCAGGGAUAUAACAGACAAUGGUUUAGGAACUUAGAUGUCAGUGGAAGGACUGAAGGAUAAGCUGAAUCCUGAACCCCAGAAGAUUUAUGUGAUUUGAGAGAAAAAAGUUUUCCCUCGUUGUUACUGACCCCAUCCCUACCUUUCCUCUGAUCAAAACACGGAAGCAUUUGGUUAGUUAGAUGGUGUUGUGGUUAGAGCACUGACCCUAGAAUCAGGAAGACCUGAGUUCAAAUUCAACCUCAGACACUUAACACUUACUAGAUUGGGCAAAUCACUUAACCCAACUUGCUGGGGAUGCAGGGGAAAGCUGAAGCAUUUAUGGAAGGGAAUGAAUUGGCAUAAGAACAUAGCCUACCAAGAUUCCCCCACUGAAGAUAUGCAGAAGUGUAGUAUCUAGAGCCAUAGGAACUGGAUGUGACUCCAGGGCAGUCUGCUGCACUUUGCAUAUAUCACUUUGGAUAAAUCUCUUAGCUUUCCUAUCUAUAGGCAUAGCCUCAGCUCCCUAUAUAUGAAAUGAGGUCCUUUAGGGCUCUAAAUAUGUGAGCUUAUCUAUGAUGAUAUUAUAUUUGAGGAAAAGAGAAUGAGGGAUAUUGUUUAAAGAAUGGCAUUCGUUCAAAGGGUCCUUCAGUGUAUAUGUGAGAGCUUCAGUUAGAUCUGUGAUUGCAUUUCUAAGCCAGGGCUAAAAAGAUGAAUGUGUAGAGUUAGGCCCCCCUGGGGUGUCAAGAGCAGAAAGAAGUGAGCCCCUGCUAAGAGUCUGCUCUGUGGCCUCUAACAGGGAGAUAAGGGAUAGAGGUACCAAGCGAAGUCACGUAUGGGAAGGAGUCACAACCUAAAGAAAUAAUCAAGCAGUGUCCAGAUGUGCCUAGAGGGGAAAUUAGAGAGAUUUAGAAGAGUCUUUGAUGUACUCUCAGCCUCCUUGUGAUAUAGAUCUGGCUAAAAGAAUUGAAAGUCCUUUUCCUUCCAGCUCCCCAAGUUGUCUUCUAAGGUCCUAGGGACUAGAAAGGACUUGGAAUUGAUGAAUAAUGUAAAAUAUAAAGGGUGCCUGGACCCUUAAAGAGAAGGAAUGUUACUUUCUGGUGAGUAAUAGAGAAGAGCCUUUUAUUUGAGAAAUAUUAGUUUGGGUGGGAGAUGGAAUAGCUUCUUUGCUAUGCUGAGAUCCCCAGCAGGGGAACCCCUUCUUCCCUUCCAUCCCAGGGAUGAACCCCUCCUCCCCCGCUCUCUGCACUGCAUAUCCCCUAAGUGCCUCCCUAGUUUGUUGCCUUGCCAAACAGAGAACCAGGUCUUAAAUGCCCAAGCCAGAGUCUAUCUCUACAUACUCCAAAGGGAAGACACUUCUCACUCUUCUCAACUUCAUUCUCUCUCCUCUUCAGUCCAGAUCACCCCAACCAGUUGCUUUUCUCAAUCUCCCCUGAGGGGUCAAGUGUGCUCCCUCUUUCUUCUCUUUAUCUUCCCAUCUCCCCAGUUUGGAAAUUGGCCAGCCUAUGGCUGAUUCAGCCAGGCCCCUGAUAAGAACUGGGUCCAUGUGAUGAGGCUGGGGCCCCUUUUUCGCCUGGGCGGUCGGCUGGGAUCGCUGGGCAGGUGUGUUUGCGUCAGCUACCUGGCCUCUGGCAGUGUAGCCUGCACCUGGGAGGGGACUCAGUUAGUGAGGCCUGAGGGAGUGGAGCAGUAGAGGGGGAAGGAGCUGGCUGUUGUGUUGGUUCAUGCUGUGGUGGCUCUGGUAGAUGUGGAAAAUUACUGGGUGAAGUGUUGAAGCCCCUCACCCCAGUCAUCAGCCUGCCUUCUUUCCACCUUUCCUUCUAACCUCCAAAUUUUUGCAUGCUCACUCUGAACACUAUGCCUGUUGCAUGAGCAAGCUCUUCCUGGACUUUGUAGCAGAGCUAAGGUUUUCCAUUUAGGGAAGAAAGUGGGAUAUACUGCAUUCUCCAUACUGCCCCUUGACCCCUACCCUUUGGUACUUCCAUUGACAAGACCCCACAAGACUGAAAGCUUUAUGAUAUCUUGAGUUCUUGAGGGGCAAAGAAAAUCAUCUUCAGAAGGAAGGAACAAGAGACAAUUAGCUGAGCUGCAACUAGGGUGGGAUGAUUGAGAUUCUCAAAAUGGCACAAAUUUAGCAGUCCCUCACAACAGUGCCCAAGUAGCAGAACAGGUAAAUUUGAAAGCUACCUGAGUGUAUUUUCUCAAUAGAUACUCCAGGUGAGCUAUGUUAUCCAAAGCAGAGAGGCUUUGCUGUGUCCUAAAGUUUCAAGGAACAGAAUUUGUUGUAGGAAGUUGAUAUGUGAAUGCUUUUAAUCCUGCUUGCUCCAAGUACAUUUUGUUAAGUAUGAUCCAAAUACAAAAAACAAAAAAACAAAAACAAAAACAAAAAAAACCCCUGCUGUUUACAAUUCUGGGAAUCAGAAUGGACUAACUAGCUAGUGAGCUAUAGGCUGGGGAAUCUAUGUACCACUCUGUAAUUCUGGGGAAGUUGAUGCACUGGGGCUGUUAAUAUCCCUUUUCUUCUCCAAGAAGGAAUCUUGGAGAGAUCUCCCAGCUCAAUUUGCCUGAGACUGGAUUUAAGCCUGAUUUUUAGACAAGUCCUCUCCAUACUCUGUCCCCAUCAGAGUGAAUGAGUAGAUAUUGGGAACCAGAAUAGUAGGUAUUAGGAAAUUUUGGAUCUUGAGAUGAUUGAUCAAUAAGAUUUGCCAUUUAGCUGCUGCUAGUGAGGACAUUUCUUAAAGUUUUCUCUGCCUUCACUUCCCUAUUCCUGACCCUACAAUCUCAUUUUGGUGGCUAUUUUCUACCCUGCUUCAAUCUCCAAGCUACAGGCCUCCUUCUAUCUCAAGUUUGUUAAAUGUCUUUUUCUACUGCCAAAUCUCAGCACUAUAUUUUGAGCCUCCCCCAAAAGAGUUCUCUGGUCUUUAACUUCACUUUCUUUUUAAAUCUUUGCUGCUUUCCAGAAUCAAUUUGCAACCUUAAUCUCUGGGAGGGGAGGGAGGAAGGAAUGGGACAAAAGAUUUGUCCAGGAUUGAGUUCUCAACAUGAAGAGAAAGAUCCCAGUCUAUCCUUAGUUUAAAAAAAAAAAUAAACAAAACAAACCCUAUCAGAAUGUGAUUAGGAUAUAGGAUAUAGAAACCAAUGGAAAUCACCCAAAUUUCUGCGGUUCCUUUCUUUGUGUUUGUUGAGCUAAAACCACGUGUUUGGUUCCUUUGUAUACCAUGGGAAGGAGUCUAAAGUUUUGAAUGUUCUCAGCAUUUCAGGAAAAUAAACUGAGGCUCAGAGAAGGGUCAGAUUCACUGGGGGGGGGGGGGGGGGGAGAGAAGAGGGUGCAGAUAUCCCACUUCCCAACCAUUUUUUUUUUCCUUCAGAGAAAAAGAGUCCUAAAUCAUGAAAGGCAACCCCCAGGGGGAAAAAAAGCCUUUGAGGCUGGAUGAGCCUUUAAGAAAGCAGUGAGGGAACAGGAAUGUAGGAUUACAAGAAAUCAAAACACAGGCUAGAGAGGGAAAAAGGCCAUUUUCUCCUCCCCCGGCUUUAUACUUGACAUUUCUUUUGGGGGUGAAAAAUAAAGCUGGGCAUAGGACACUUUACUGAAAGAUAAUAGAGUAUCUGAGAACUUGAUCCAGUCAAGAGUCCAGCCUAAGGGGGGUAGGGGGAGUAGAUAGAGACUAUAUUUGCAGAGCCAGGCUGGGAGAUAAGGGAAAAGGAGCUCAGAGUUUAUGAGAAUCUCUGGUAUCACUCCUACCAAAAAUCCUCUGCAUACAUUACUAUCCAGUCCUGCUGAAUAAACCAGAUCUUGAUUUCUUCAGUACCAUGAAGGGGAGACCCUAGGAAUCCUUCAUCUCUUUCCAACUGAUGAGACAUUUUAAAAGUCUGCCUCAAUCUCCCCAGUGCCCACCUAAAAGGGAUCAGCAUCUCAGAUUUCUCAUCUAAGGAAUGGGUUUGGGUACCUUUGCGUACACUUUGCUGCCCCCAUGUGGCACUUUAGGGUGAUAUGGACAGGCCCUGGCAGAGCUGGGAAAGUGGAUUAAGGAGAGAUUCUGGAAAAUUGGACUAAGAGCAGAUCUGCCACAAAUCCCUCUAGCUUGAAUACAUUUGUUUCUCUGUUGCCUGAUUCCUCUGAAGUCUACCCAGUGGCUGACACUUGUUCCCUCCAUUUACCUAAACAACUUCCCGUAGGCUGUUAAUGCCCUUGGGGCAAGAAUAAAACCAAUUAUGGUCUCAACA